UUGAAAAGGCUGGAAGGACUUUAUGCCCCAAUUUCACAAGAGCUUUCUCACUUCAAACUACUGAGAUGAAGGGAGCAAGGCUAUUCGUCCUGCUCUCUAGUUUAUGGAGCGGGGGUUUGGGGCUUACCAACACUACGCAUACUUGGACUAUACUUGAAGAUGGAAACCCCCAGAAGAAUAUGACUACUGCUUCAGUUCCUCUAAAUGAAAUACAAAGUCUCCAAAUGCUGCCAACUGCUCAGACCGGGUCAGCUGAGAGAGCCACAACUCCUGAGGCAAGAAGCUCUGAAGAGAGUCUUCUGAAAUCAACACUGCUUCUGAUGGAGACAAGUGCAUCUCCUGAGGGUGUGAGAAACCAAACUCUCACACCCACAGAGGAGACGGAAGAAGGGGCGCUGAAGUCGCAAACUCCUGCCCUCCUGCCCAAAUCCAGCAUCCAGUUCAGUCCUAGAGCAGCGUCAGCGGUCCUUCCCAACUCCACGCUGAAAUUUCUUCAGAGCUUUGCCAAAAACUUGAAUCAACAAGCGAGUCCUCUAAAUUCAGCUGGAGGCGUGGGAAAUCGAUCCCCGCGGGAAACAUACCUCAGCAGAGGGGACAACAGUGGAGGCCAAAGAACCAACUCUCAAAAGUCAAGUUUUGAAACAACUAGAGGAAAGAAUUGGUGUGCUUAUGUGCAUACCAGAUUAUCUCCCACAGUGAUACUGGACAACCAAGUCACUUAUGUUCCAAGUGGGAGAGGGCCCUGUGGCUGGAACAGUGGAUCUUGUCCUCAGAGAUCACAGAAGAUAUCAAAUCCAGUCUACAAGAUGCAACAUAAAAUUGUUACAUCAUUGGAAUGGAAGUGCUGUCCCGGAUUCAGUGGAGAAAAAUGUCAGCCAAAAGCCCAGGAACAGCAGGACUUGAUACACAGCAACCAGGCUGAGAGUCACACAGCUGUUGGCAGAAGGACAGCCGAGCAGCAGCAGCAACAGCAGCAGCAAGACUGUGGUGACCCAGCAGUGACACAAAAAAUGGCAGACCAGCUGAACCACCAGGCAAUGAAAUUGACCGUUCUGCAGACGAUGAUUGACAAUGUUUCUUUGGCUGUGAGUGAUGUAAGGAACGCGUGCUCUUCCCUAGAAGGGAAAAUCAAUGAAGAUAAAGGCAGGGAAUUUCAAUCUUUCCUAAAAGGUCUAAAAUCCAAAAGCAUUAAUGAUCUGAUAAAGGAUAUAGUAAGAGAACAAUUUAAAGCUUUUAAAAAGGACAUGCAUGAGACCGUAGCGCAGGUCUUCAAGACUGUAUCAAGUCUGUCAGAGGACCUUGAAAACACCAGACAAAUAAUUCGCCAAGUUAAUGAAUCUGUGGUUUCAAUAGCGGUCCAGCAAAAGUCUGUUUUAAUGCAAGAAAAUAGGCCUACUUCGACUGAUAUACUCGAUCUAAAAAAUCGCAUUACGAAUAUCAGGCAAGAAAUGAUUUUUACAUGUGAGAAGCCUAUUAAAGAACUAGAAGCAAAGCAGACUCAUUUAGAAGGUGCUCUAGAACAGGAACACUCAAGGAGCAUUCUGCAUUAUGAAUCGUUCAACAAGACACUGUCUAAAAUGAAGGAAGUCCAGGAGCAGCUUUUAUCAACGGAGCAAAUAUCAGACCAGAAGAGUGUUUCAGCUGCUGACUCAGUUAGCGAUAAUGUCACCGAGUACAUGUCUACCCUACAUGAGAAUAUAAAGAAGCAGGGUGUGAUGAUGCUGCAAAUGUUUGAUGAUUUGCACAUCCAAGAAAGCAAGAUUACCAAUCUCACCAUUGCUUUGGAGAUGGAGAAAAGAUCUGUCAGAGGUGAAUGCGAAGACAUGUUAUCCAAGUGCAGAAAAGAUUUUAAAUUUCAAAUUAAGGACACAGAAGAGAGUUUACAAGUUUUAAACCAAACAUUGGCUGAAGUUCUCUUUCCAAUGGACAAUAAGAUAAAUAAAAUGAAUGAGCAACUAAGUGAUUUGACUUACGAUAUGGAGAUCCUUCAACCUUUGCUUGAGCGGGGAGGGUCAUUUAGAGAGACAAUGACCUAUGAACAACAAAAGGAAGCAGCAGCUACAAGCAAAAAGGUAGAAAAUAUGAUUAGUGUUGUCAAUGGGCUAAAUAUUCUUAUCAAAGAACUUUCAAAAAGACACAACUUACUUAGAAAUGAAGUACAGAGUCGUGGUGAUGCCUUAGACAGACGUAUCAAUGAAUAUGCCUUAGAAAUGGAAGAUGGCCUAAAUAAGACCAUGACAAUCAUAAAUAAUGCCAUUGAUUUCAUUCAGGAUAACUACAUGUUAAAAGAGACUUUAAGUACAAUAAAGUAUAAUCCUGAGGUCCAUCAUAAAUGUACCCAAAAUAUGGAAACUAUUUUGACGUUUAUUCCUCAAUUCCAACGUUUGAAUGAUUCUAUUCAGAUUUUGGUCAAUGACGAUCAGAGAUAUAACUUUGUUUUGCAAGUUGCCAAGGUCCUUGCAGAUAUUUCCAAAGAUGAAAAAUUGAAUCAGUCCAACUUUCAAAAGAUUUAUCAAAUGUUCAAUGAAAGCACAUCUCAAGUGAUAAAAUACCAGCAAAAUAUGAGUCAUUUGGAGGAAAAAAUACUCUCAGCCACAAAGAUUUCCAAAAAUUUUGAAAUUCGGUUGCAAGACAUUGAGACUAAAGUGACCAAGAUGCUCACACCGUAUUAUAUUUCACUUAAAAAAGGCAGUGUAGCUACAAAUGAGAGAGACCAGGCUCUUCAACUGCAGGUAUUAAAUUCUAGAUUUAAGGCACUGGAAGCAAAAUCUAUCCAUCUUUCCAUUAAUUUCUCUUUACUUAACAAAACUCUCUACGAAGCUCUAACGAUGUCUCAUAAUGCUUCUGCAAGUAUAUCAGAACUGAAGGCCACCAUACCUAAGUGGAUCAAAGGUUCCGUACCAGACAUUGAGCUUCUUCAGAAAGACCUGACAGAAUUCGUGGAAUCAGUAAUUGAAAUAAAAACUCAAAUUGCCCUCUCUAAUUUAACUAGAUAUAUAAACCGAUCAUUGUCUGGUAGUCUUGCAAAUGUUGUUAAGUCUCAGAAGCAAGUAAAACCAUUGCUGAAGAAAGCCAAUACACUUAAGAAACCAACAGUGAAUCUUACCACUGUCCUGACAGGCCGGGCCCAGAGAAACACAGACAACGUUGUUGUAUUUCCUGUAACAGAGGAGUAUUCAGACUGUAGUAGGUUCCCAUGCCAGAACGGGGGCACGUGUAUAAAUGGAAGAACCAGCUUUGUCUGUGCUUGCCGACAUCCUUUUACUGGUGACAACUGUACUGUCAAGACAGUGGAAGAAAAUGCUUUAGCUCCAGAUUUUUCCAAAGGAUCUUACAGAUAUGCACCGAUGGUGGCAUUUUUUGCGUCUCAUACAUAUGGAAUGACUACACCUGGUCCUAUCCUAUUUAAUAAUUUGGAUCUCAAUUAUGGAGCUUCAUAUACUCCAAGAACUGGAAAGUUCAGGGUUCCCUAUCUCGGGGUGUAUGUUUUUAAGUACACCAUUGAGUCAUUUAGUGCCCAUACUUCUGGGUUUUUAGUGGUUGAUGGAAAAGACAAGCUUGCAUUUGAAUCUGAAAAUAUUAACAGUGAAAUACACUGUGAUAGGGUUUUGACUUGGGAUGCCUUAUUAGAGUUAAAUUAUGGGCAGGAAGUGUGGUUGCGCCUUGUGAAAGGAACAAUUCCAGCCAAAUAUCCGCCUGCUACCACAUUUAGUGGUUACUUGUUAUACCGAACAUAAAUUAGCACGAAGGGCAGACUGUCACCUUCACUGAGAAGCGGCCAGUGUUUCUAUUUAUCUUUGCAUGCAUAUCUGCCCUGUCUUUGGCUUUUCUACACAAAGUGAAAAUCAACUUCUUUUUGAAUCUCAGUAAGGCUGUAAGUUUGCUUAUUUCAUAAAAUUCUUUGAAUAUCUCUUGUGUAACCUAUAUAUGAAGGAGUUCUUGCUCCUAAAGAGAUUUAGCGGCACAGAAAACAAAGUGCAUUUGUUAGCAUGACUAUUUUUGUUUUCUCAUGUUAAGUCAUUUCAAUGUAGAGUAACAUUGUAACAUGGCAAUCUCUCAGUAUUGUCAGUCACAGUAGGCUUCCCAAUAAAACACAACUUUUGUUAUUUCCUGCAUAUAUAAAUAUAUAACAUCUAUUUCCUAAAUUCACAAAUUCAAAUAAAUUACUCAAAAACCGAGAAGUGUUUUUUUUAAACUU
This is a messenger RNA of Equus quagga, 4198 nucleotides long. RefSeq names its product multimerin 1 (gene MMRN1). The coding region runs from base 66 to 3737 and encodes 1223 amino acids. The record is from RefSeq and is a predicted model, not a curated record. Gene Ontology annotation, molecular function: protein binding; extracellular matrix constituent conferring elasticity; calcium ion binding. Lineage: Eukaryota; Metazoa; Chordata; Mammalia; Perissodactyla; Equidae. The transcript is spliced from 8 exons.